UUGGGUUGUUUUCUAUGCAGCCGAAUGCCGUCCGUGUUCGUUGGCUGUCCCCUAGGGACAUGAAAGCACUCCGGGCAGUGAGUGUGUCUGUGUGGAGUGACAUGGGCCGGACAGGGGUCCAUGUAUGGUGGAUUAAUGUUGAGCAGAGUGAAGCAGGACAAAGAUACGCCGGAGAUAAACGACGCGGCCUAGCUAACCCACCAUCAGCUGUCAGCUUCUGUCAAAAUCAGCACAAGCCAAGUGUACCUCCAGCGCAUCUCUGCGUUGGUUAAAGCCUUUCUUCCUGGCAGCUAACGUAACAGGACUAACGAAGCGCUAAGACACAGCAAGCAUGGAUGUGGUGUCACCAGAGCUCAAUAGCCUCCUUCCUGAUGAAAUCAUGGAUACUGAGGCCAUAGAGGAGGUCCCUCACUCCCAGUCAGAUGACAGUGCAGUCCAGUCAGAGCCUACACAUGACACAUCUGUCCCAAUGGAAACUGAUGCUCCCAUGUCGUCAGAAGGUUUAAGCAUCUGCUCAAAUGCCACGUCAGUGGAGCAUAUCCAGACUGUGACCACCUCUGCAACUACAGACUCCACCCUCAGUGUAAUCCCUGGAAGCCAGUCUUCCAUCACAAUUUCCACUUCACCAACCCUGUUCACCAUUAAACCAGCCUUGGCUACUUCUACAGCUACGACCAAAACUACAGACAGCGUCGCUGGUACUACAGUUUCCACGAGUGGCAUGCAGAAGUUCACAACUCCGUUUGCCAUUUCUGCAGCCAACCACCAGAUCAUUCUUAAUAAGUUAGCCUCAUCUCAAGCCACAGAAGCAGCGAAAGCUGCAGGUACUCCACCCCAAGUCAUCAAACAAGAAGGGCAAAAACUUUUGGUUACAGCAAUAGGGAAAACAGGGCAGCCAAUAGUGCUGCAGUUACCCCACACAGGCAACAAGGCUGGGGUUUCACAGACUUCAGGCGACACAAAGUCUCCAACACCACAGUUUAAAGUGGUGACUAUUGGUGGGAGAGAGCUGAAACCAGUGGUGGGGAGCCCUGGCAACCAGAUGACCACAUUACAGGCCCAGCAGCUAAAGUCUGUACAGAUCCCCAAAAAAACACCAGCAUCGUCAGCUGCUCCAAUCAAGUUUAUCAUCACAAAGACUGUAAACAGCAAAGGUCUGAGUCCUCAGACGUCGGUGACUCCUGUUAUUGCAGGACGCGUCGUGACGCAAACUUCGCCGGCGCUGUCACCGAAAACAAUUACUCUCUCUGAGCCCCACAACACUACAAUACAGAGCAUUCCUGGCCAAAAGAUCGCCAUUUCGCCUCUCAAGACACCCAGCAAGGUGACUGUGGUGUCAGUGGCUUCUCCGCCUUCUAACACCAGCCAGAAGUCAGUAGCUCUGCCUGUCAGUGUAGCACUUGGCCAGCAAAUCCUGGCAGUCCAGCAGUCAACACCUGCGUCUCCAGUCAAGGUGGCCACAAGUCAAACAACAGCACAGAACAUUAAACCUGUCCAGUCGGUCACCGUGGGAGGAGUUGGCGGCUCACAGUUCAAGACUAUCAUCCCACUGGCCACCCAGCAAAAUGUGCAGCAGAUUCAGGUGCCAGGAAGCAGGUUUCAUUACGUUCGCCUCGUCACAGCGACAACGGCCAGCGCCGCCGGCCAGCCCAGCGCUCCCAACACCAGCUCAGUGGCCGCAGGUAAACCUUUGGUGGUGAACGCAGGAGCAGUGAGGAUGUCGGUCCCAGUCAUCCAAGCACAGACAAUGAAACAGGUGGCGCCUAAGCCCUUGACAUCAGCACCACAAGUAGUCACCACCAGUCAAACGCAGCAGCGCCUGAUCAUGCCUGCUACUCCUCUGCCUCAGAUCCAGCCCAACUUCACCAACCUGCCUCCAGGCACCGUCCUGGCAUCAGCCCCUGGUGGCAGCAAUGUGGGUUAUGCAGUCGUUCCAGCACAAUACGUCACACAGCUCCAGCAGUCACAGUUUGUGACACUUGCCAGCAGCUCCAAUUUCCCUGCAUCCAGCAGCAUCCAAACUCAGGCCAAACUCCCUUAUAAUGGUGUGUCGGCAGCAGACACGACUUCAAGACCUAGGAAACCGUGCAACUGCACCAAGUCACAGUGCCUCAAACUAUACUGUGACUGCUUUGCAAACGGAGAGUUUUGUAGUAACUGCAACUGCAACAACUGCUUCAACAAUCUGGAACACGAAACGGAGCGACUCAAAGCCAUCAAGACGUGCUUGGACAGAAACCCAGAGGCCUUCAAACCUAAAAUCGGUAAAGGCAAAGAGGGCGAGUCAGACCGCCGGCACAGCAAAGGUUGCAACUGCAAGCGAUCGGGCUGCCUGAAGAACUACUGCGAGUGCUACGAGGCGAAGAUCAUGUGCUCGUCCAUUUGUAAGUGCGUCGGUUGCAAAAACUUUGAGGAGAGCCCGGAGAGGAAGACACUGAUGCAUCUGGCUGAUGCUGCAGAAGUGAGGGUCCAGCAGCAGACUGCGGCCAAGACCAAACUGUCCUCACAGAUCUCUGACCUGCUGAUGAGGACCACUCCUAUUAUUUCAAGUGGAGGCGGGAGGAUGCCAUAUACGUUUGUAACAAAGGAAGUGCUUGAAGCGACGUGCGAGUGUUUGCUGGAACAGGCCAAACGGGCCGAACAGACUCAUCAGCCUCAGGAAGAAGCAGAGAGGAUGAUCCUGGAGGAGUUCGGACACUGCCUCAUGAGUAUAAUCAGCUCUGCUGGGAAAGCUAAAGCGGACUGUGCCUCUAUCAACUGCUAGGCUGAACUCUUAGAACUCUAACCACAAACUCUUCCUCACCUGGGAUAGGAGUACUGUCUGGUCUGUGCUGGACCCUCUGGGUGCUCUUCUGAAACACAACAGAGAGAUCCUCCUGCCUCAGACUGCUAGAGCUAAGCUGGAUUUAUAGAUUUAAGCAGUUUGGACUGUUCAGCUGCUUGAGCUGGAAAACAAGGACAGAGCACACUGCCUCUGAUGGACUCGCCUUCAGUCAUCCAGCUGUCUGUGGCGCACAGAAAGGACCGGAGCGGAACAUGAAUUUCAGCCUGUUUUUUGCCCUUUAAGGGCCUGUCAGAUCCUUUCUCUCCUCUGUUUCUAUUUUGUACAUUAUAUUGUUUGUCAUCCCGAGGUUUUACAAGAAUCCCUGUAUUUUAAUGUCAUCGGUUUAUUUGUGCUUACAGUAGACAAACAGAACAUGUAUCUUUUGAUAUUUAUUUUAACAAAUCUUUGUAAUCAGUAUGAGUGUUAACAUGCAAGGUUUAGAGUUCUGCAAUCGGUUGAUUAUUAACCGAGGCUAGCCUAUUUCAGAGCAAGGAGGUGGAGAUUUUCUACAUGUACAAACACAGAGAGCCCUCCUCAUAGCAGCUGAACACACUCCACAUUUCUCCUGGUGCUGCUUUCUGCUGUAUUAAACGCUUCCUGUACGUUAACGCACAGGGUGUCGGAAGAGCGUUGAACCCGAAUAACUGAUGUUCCUGGCGCUGCGUGUCAGAGGGUUACCAGAACAGAUCGAUGAACUAUCCACACUGACCGGACGGUUUUCAUCUGACGUCAAUCUUUUCACCUCUCAGAAUCCCAGAAUUUAAACAGAACUUUGCAAAAUUGUCGCCAAAACAAAAAUACACGCUGUAGGUCAAAGUCAUCCCAAAGGUUCAUGUCCAAGAUAACUUUGCUCUGGUGUUGAAAGAAGGUCCCAGAUUCACUUGCUACAUUUGUUAAAUAAAGAAAAAAUCUAAUUCA
Girardinichthys multiradiatus is the source of this 3742-nucleotide messenger RNA. RefSeq names its product lin-54 DREAM MuvB core complex component (gene lin54). NCBI's taxonomy places the organism in Eukaryota, Metazoa, Chordata, Actinopteri, Cyprinodontiformes, Goodeidae. Gene Ontology annotation, cellular component: nucleus. Gene Ontology annotation, biological process: regulation of DNA-templated transcription. The transcript is spliced from 14 exons. Bases 332 to 2764 code for a protein of 810 amino acids. The record is from RefSeq and is a predicted model, not a curated record.